Messenger RNA from Vidua chalybeata, 964 nucleotides. RefSeq names its product ubiquitin conjugating enzyme E2 T (gene UBE2T). Bases 211 to 798 code for a protein of 195 amino acids. The record is from RefSeq and is a predicted model, not a curated record. Gene Ontology annotation, cellular component: nucleus. The transcript has 7 exons. NCBI's taxonomy places the organism in Eukaryota, Metazoa, Chordata, Aves, Passeriformes, Viduidae. Gene Ontology annotation, molecular function: ubiquitin conjugating enzyme activity. Gene Ontology annotation, biological process: DNA damage response; protein polyubiquitination.
GUGACAGCGGAAGUCCAGCCCCUGCCGCGCGCCGCCUCACGGCUCUGUGCGGCGGGAGCCCGGGGCUUGGCCGUUGCGCAGGAGCGUUAAUUAGUUAGAGUGAGGCGGUAAUUAGUAAGCAGAGAGGGUGGAGGUCGUUCCGAAGGGAUUGUGUGGGGGAUCUUGGAGGGGUUUGUCAGGAAUAGAAUUUGGUCUCGGAGCUCCAGCACCAUGCAGAGAGCUUCACGGCUGACAAGGGAGCUCUCGCUCCUGGCUACAGAGCCACCUCCGGGCAUCACUUGCUGGCAGAAUGGGCAGCUGGAUGACCUACGGGCACAAAUUUUAGGAGGUGUGGACACACCAUAUGAGAAAGGAAUAUUCAACCUGGAAAUCAUAGUUCCUGAAAGGUACCCAUUUGAGCCACCAAAGAUUCGCUUCCUGACCCCCAUCUACCAUCCCAACAUCGACUCUGCUGGAAGGAUUUGCCUGGAUGUUCUUAAGUUACCACCAAAGGGUGCAUGGAGGCCUUCCCUGAACAUCUCCACCCUGCUGACCUCCAUCCAGCUGCUGAUGGCAGAGCCCAACCCUGACGAUCCUCUCAUGGCCAAUAUUUCCUCAGAGUACAAGUACAACAAGCAACUGUUCCUGCUCAACGCCAGGAAGUGGACCGAGAAAUAUGCAGGGCAGCUGAGGGUUUCCAAGCCUUUGGAAGAGAAAAUCAUCCAAAGUGAAACAAACACCAGCAUUGAAUCAACCACACAGAAAAGAAAAGGGGUUGACAUCAAUAGGAAGGAGAAGAAAUCCUGCCCAGAUUCCUGAGGGGUUUUUGUUCUCUUUGGGCUGUCACUGUCCCCUUCCCCUCACACAUGUACAUGGAGAGAGUCUGCCUUUUAGGGGCUGCACCAGCUUUGGAUUUCUGUUUCCUUGGGGUUUUAUUUUUCUGUGAAAAGUUCCAUUAUAUUAAUAAAAUAUAUGCUUUAAUUUA